Messenger RNA from Naegleria lovaniensis, 372 nucleotides. RefSeq lists its product as uncharacterized. Bases 1 to 372 code for a protein of 123 amino acids. The transcript has a single exon. Lineage: Eukaryota; Heterolobosea; Eutetramitea; Acrasida; Naegleriidae. The record is from RefSeq and is a predicted model, not a curated record.
AUGACUUGCCACUCACAGCAAAACACCACUCCAACAGAGCGAAUGCAACACCAACCAACUGGUGUGGCGUUUUCAAAACUCUCACGAAACGAGUUUAUUGAACUCUUCUUGGAGAAAGCGUUUAUGGGGGAUUCGCAAGAAACAUCUCAGACAUCACAUGCUAACAGCGACGAGUUUUUAACAAUGUUGUCACUUCCCUCCGAACAACAACAAAUGGUGAACACGAAUCCAGUCAACGAUCGUACUGGCAUUUCGUCGCAUAAUUAUACCCUUGAAGACAGUUUGUUACUAGAUGAUUCUAAUUUCAUGCAAAAUUUCCGUGAAUGGUUGUUUUUAUCUCAACAAAUGCAAUCACUACAGUCGUACCUGUAA